UUUUCGUGACGCGACGCCACCGACGCUUGACGUCAUGAAACAUGGCGCUCGUGCGGAAAGGUGAUGCUGGACCACUGUGUUUACGGCGGUUUUGAUUUUCAUACGAACCCAGGAGUUUUACAAUGCUGGGAAACGACACAUCUACUCGUUUAAUCGUCCAGGAGAGGUAGUAAACAAACGAGCGAGGGCGAACGAUGAAAAUUAACCGUAACUAAGACGCCGGUAGCGGUUAGCCUUAGCUUAGCUACAUGAACGUCACAGAACUGUCCUGUGUUAGCUAAAGCUAAUAACACAACACAUGAAUCGAAUCAUACAAAAUGAGUCUUUGACACGGAUUUUAUAAUAAUAUAGAUGUAUAAAGAUAUAGAUGUGCGAUUUCAGGCGUCAUUUGCGUUGUUUAUUGAGGUACAGUAGCUCUGGUUGUGGAUUAGCCGCAGUGCUGAGGAUGGAGGCUCUCCGUGGAGGUGUGUUUCUGUGUUUACUGGGAUUUGUCACACUAACACAAGCUGCUCCAGUCUCUUAUGAACACUCAGGAGCGUCUGCAGGAGAUGUGAAUCUCUCUCUGAGUGUUUCGCUGCUGUUGUCUUUAGCUGCGCUGCUGGCCCUUGUCUUAGUGCUGCUCAACUGUGUUUCCUGCUGCAAAGAGCAAGAGAUCAACUUUAAGGAGUUUGACGACCACUUUGAAGAUGAGGUUGAUUUCACACCCCCGGCGGAGGACACGCCCUCUAUGCAGUCUCCUGCUGAGGUUUAUACAUUGGCUGUUCCACCUGUGGCCCUACCUGGACCCCCUCACCUCGAAUUGCCCCGUAUAGCAGACGUUUCAUCAAGUCUUCGCUUGGCGCGACACUCUCUCAGUUACAUUCAGGAGAUUGGGAGCGGCUGGUUUGGAAAGGUCCUGCUCAGUGAGAUCUAUGCUGAACCGGCAGUUUCCCGAGUGGUGGUCAAAGAGCUAAAGCCCAACGCCAGCUCCAAAGAACAGAAUGAGUUUCUUCAGCAGGGAGACCCGUACAGGGUUCUUCAGCAUCCUAAUAUCCUGCAGUGUCUUGGUCAGUGCGUGGAGGCCAUCCCAUUCCUCCUUGUGUUUGAGUACUGUGAUUUGGGGGAUCUGAAGAAUUACGUGUCUCGUCAUGAUUGGCUGUACAGCAACGGUGAACUCCUGCAGCUGCAGAAAAUGGCCUGCGAGAUCGCCGCUGGGGUCACUCACAUGCACAAACACAACUUCCUGCACAGUGAUUUGGCUUUGCGAAACUGCUAUCUCACGACUGACCUGACUGUCAAAGUAGGAGACUAUGGGAUCGGAUCUACUAGUUUCAAGGAGGAUUACAUAACCACAGAAGAUGACCAAUGUGUGGCUCUCCGCUGGCUUGCUCCCGAGCUGAUUGGUGAGCUACAUGGAGGCUUGAUUACUUCAGAACAGACUAAACCCAGCAAUGUUUGGGCAUUGGGAGUGACACUGUGGGAGCUGUUUGAAGGUGCAAAGCAGCCGUAUCCUCACUUGUCAGAUAGAGAAGUGCUCCAUCAUGUGCUCAAAGAUCGACAAGUCAAACCUCUCAAGCCACAGCUGGACUUACCCUACUCAGAAAGAUGGUAUGAGGUUCUGCAGUUUUGCUGGCUGCCUCCAGACAAGAGAGCCACUGCUGAAGAGGUCCACCGCCUGCUUACUUAUCUCCGUAUGCAGGGCCAGAAAGACGUAGAAGAUGACUUUGAGCAGCGCUGGAGCUCUCUCAAACCCAAUCCCUCCACCCGUCAAGCCACCAUCAGUCACUCCUCUUUCCCCAUCCUAGAGCAGUUUGACGAUGGCAGAGAACCAGACGAGGUGCUCACGGUCACCGAAACAAGUCAUGGCCUAAGUUUCGAGUACGUGUGGGAGGCAGCCAAGCAUGACCAUUAUGACAGUCACAGUCGGUCUGCCAUGGACACUACUCUGAAUUAUCACAGUAUGUUCUUUGCAGUGCCACGGCAAGAUAUUCAGGCUCACUUCCCUGAAACGGAAGCUCAAGCCGACGUUAGCAGAGUCCCAGGGACCUUGCCGGUGUUUGACGCACAUAAAGCAUCCUCUGAAAAUGAGUAUUUCAUUAAGUUGGAGGAGCUGGAUGAGCGAAAAGUUGGGAUGGGGGAGAGUCAAGGUGCCGAUGGUUCCAACGAAUCAGAACAGCAAGAGUACGUGGUCUUACAGGAUGUCAGGCUCGAUGAGUCCAGCACAGAUGCAGAUUUCUUCCAUCAGAGCAUUGAUUCAAAAGACUCUUAUCUUCAAGAUAGCCACACUUGGUCCUCAAGUGAACAUGAAAGCCCUUACCAUGCAAACAUUUUUGGUGAGGCUGAUUCAAAACUGGACAAUUCUCAUCCAUUUGGGGGAGUUUUUAUGGAUCUCCCAGAGAUGAACGUGCCGAAGAGGGAUCCUGAUGGAGAAACAAAUAGUAGAGAGGCGAGUGAUGCGUUUCAGAAGAAUCUUUUAGGGUUUGGACCAGAAGCUAGUCAUCUGGAGGUCUCUGAUCAAGAGAGUGCAGAUGUGAUGAAGCUUCUUAACACUGAGAGUCUUGCCGAAAACUUUUUGUUCCUCACAGAUCACAACCUAAUGAAGGACAAAUCUCUGCCUGGCCCCAUCAUUGAGACUGAUGUCUCAGAUAGUGUAAACCUUACAGGUGAGUCGUUAAAAUCUGCUGAGAACUGUGAUCAGCUUAAGGAUGAAUUCUUGGACUUGGUCAACCCAAUCCUAGAAGAUUUUCUCUCGCCUUUGAAAGGAAAUGAAUCAAUGGUGCCUUUUGAUUUAUUAAUACCAGGAGAACCCCGUAGCAACCAGCUGCCAGAUACAAAUGGCUCUUUGCUUUCUCCGAAAGCUGGGGCUUAUUCUUCGUCCGAGUCUACCUCUGAAAGUGUCGAGGUCGUUGUUGACAGUCCAUCCGAUAGUCAUCGGUCUCUUGAAAGUGCCACUAUCGAUACUUUGUUCAUAGAUGCCAAAUUCCCCAGCCUUGAAGAAUGUUUUGGAGCCUCUAAGGAGAAUGGCCAGUAUGUUGGAGUCAGUGAGUCAACUGAGAUUAGCUUUAUUACUUCCCAUGUCGGUGGUGAAGGUUCCCUAACUGAAGGUCUAAGUACUGACCCAAAGCGGGAUAUAAUGGAGCUGGACAAGAUAUCCAAGGAUACUCUACCAUCAGAAGCCAUCGAUCAAGAUGAAACUGUAUUGGACAACCAUGCAACUCAGGACACGCCCUCACUGUUGGUGUCAGAAUCGUCUCUUGACCGAUUAAGUCAGGACAGCCUACUAGAAGAUAGCACCUUAUCCACUCUUCCAACCAUUGAGAACUCUGCCGAAACACCUGAUUCAUUAGAUUCUUUGGACAUGCACGGGGACGUGGUGCAUGGACAGUCAUCGGAAACUCACGUGAAUAAGCUUCAACCCCCGUACAAAGCCGCUGACAGUGGGUAUGAAACCGAAAACCUGGAAUCACCAGAGUGGAACUCUCAAACUGACAUGAGGGAGUCCUCUGAAGAAAGUGGAAUAGGUCUCGCUGUGGAGCCUACAGCACUUGUACCUCCAGAAAUCGUUGUGUCUGAGGUAGAUAGCGUACCUGAUGUUCAGGUAAAUGGUGAUGGAGUUGAUCACCAGCAAGAGCCUGGUGAAGUUCCUUUGAGUGGAAACUACAGAGACUCUGCUUACUUUUCAGACAAUGAAGAGCUUGAUAAGAAGAGUGAUGACAUCAAUGGAAGCAGUCUGGUAGAUGCAUCAUUUUGGCUUCAGAGCAACCGAGAAGCUGAUGGAGGGGAAGCAAUGCAAGCUGUUAUUGAGGAGCCUUUGGUGUCCGAGACUGUUACUUCACCUGAAUCUGGUCCAACUCCGGCAUCAGCUAAUGGUGAUGCACAGGUCAGAUGGACUCCUCUUCCUGAGUUGGUUCUCACCACUGAGGAGGACUGGAGCCAGAAUAAACCGGCGUCUGUGGACGCCUCUGAGUUUCCUGAUCUUUCGUCAGACCAAACUCCUGGCCCACAACAUGAAACGACAUCCUCUACCUCAACACAGCCGCCCCCUACAGAUGUCAUGGUUCAUGCUAAACUAACAAGAACGUAUGCUGGGGAUGUGAAGAUGAAGGAGUCGGAUAUGGAGGGGAGGUAUCUAGGAAAGCUUGACGGCUCUUCACUGGAGUUCAGGCCAGAGGAUGGAAUGGAUGCUGAUGAAGAAGAUGAAAACAGUGAUGAAUCAGAUGAGGACAUGCGUGCUUACCGAUUGCAUAGUUCCAGCUCGGAAUGUAGUGAGGAUGAUGUUGUGCACCCAAUACCUGUUAUUAUUUCAGACAACAGUAGUUCUCUCAACCUCAAAAGCCUGCUGAAAUCCAAAUCCCCCCAAAGUGCUAAACGAACAAUGGAAGAGGCAAGUGACAGACGUGGAGUGUCCUUCUUUGAUGAUGUUACUGUCUACCUUUUUGACCAGGAAACUCCAACGAAGGAACUUGGCGACCAUACCGUUGACCCCAGUAGACAAGUCUUUGAAUUCAGCAGUCCAGUGGCCUCUUCCAGCUACCUUAAUAGAUUUGCUAACUCUGAGAGCUCCACAGAUGAAGAAGGUGGUGCAUUUGAGUGGGAUGAUGACUUCCCAUCUCCAGAGCCCAAUUUCCUUUCCAAGGCAACAGGCGACCAUUCUUCCAAUAGGACUACCAGCUCUUCUGCGGCUUCCAAGUAUUUCUCCCCACCUCCUGCCAAUCGCACUCUUGAACAGAGUUGGAACAGCCCUUCAAACUACUCCCGCUUCUCCAUCUCCCCAGCCAGCAUGGCUAGCUUCUCUCUUACCCACCUCACAGACUCUGACAUUGAGCAAGGGGGAAGCGGUGAAGAUGGAGAAAAAGAUUAAUGUUUUAGAUGCAUAUUUAUAUGUUGAAGAUAUUUGACAGACACAUGCUUCGAAGGCUUUGUUUGGUAAUUGGUAUUUAUUUGGAGAAAUGAAGAGCUUGUGGCAUCAAUGCCUCUGAACGCCCUGUGACCACUUCCUGUAUUCUGCAGAUGAGAUCCAAAUUUCCACUAAAAGUUUUUCAUCUGUGCACUUUGGAGGAACUUUGCUUCAGACAAUUUCACACGCUUCCUAAGUGUCCUGCCUCACUUUUGUCGUCUGUAUGUGUACUUUCUUGCUCAUGCAUUUCUCCUCGCUGUUAAGCUAUGGUUCAACCAGUGGACCCUCUCUUAAACACUAAUGAGCUCACAGGCUCGUGCAAUUCAAAUUGUGCGAAACUCGCCUUUUACACUGGAUUUUAAUUUUUUUAACGUGAAAUCUGGUGUGAUGGUUUCGAACGGUUAUAGAAGCAAGAGUCAUAUCAGUAUGCCUCUCCUGCACAGAUAUUUUUGUACAGUGUUUAAUAGUGCAUCACAUUCACCCGAACAACUCGCAUAGGUUCAGUGUUUUUUGUUAUUGAAAGAAGUCCGAAUAUGGGCAGCUGAGGAAUCAGGACAUGAAACACUAAUAUAAGUCUUAAAAUUAUGAGCAGUUCAAGUUUAUUCAGUAGGAGUCUGUAAAUCUUAACGGCGGCACUUCAGGGUGUUUAUGAAGUAAACUGUGUUCUCACUAGCAAAGCUUCUGAACUCGGGUAGAUUAAUCUCCCAAAACCUGUUAAUAAAUGUUUGAGUCAUAUUUCAGCCAAGAUAAAGAAAUGAUGCUUUGCAUGAUACUGUCUUUUAGGACCAUCAAGAUUUUUUGCUGUCAUUUCUCAUUAUCACAAAUGAAUUAAUACUUGCAUAAAUUAUAAUGGCUGACUUUUAAAUAAAAUAUGACCCAAACAUUUGAUUAUUUAUAUAUUUUUAUUAUUAAAGCUGUCAAGAUUAAUUGCGAUUAAUCGCAUACAAAAUAAAAGUUUGUUUUUGCAUAAUAUAUUUGUGUGUGUAUUGUGUUUAAUUAUUAUGAUGUACAUUACAUGUAAAUGUUUCUUAAAUACAUAUAUGCGUGUGUAUUUAUAUAUACACACAAAUAUAUUAUGCAAAAACUAACUUUUAUUUUGUAUGCAAUUAAUCACGAUUAAUCUUUUGACAGCCCUAAUAAUUAUUAUUCAGAAAUCAUAUUUUCAGCUAAACCUUCAUCAUAACAAUAAAUCUCUUUGUUGAUUAAUAUGAAAACACAGAUGAUUGUACAGAGAGACUGAAAUGUGAACGCUAGCAGAAAUUUCCAGAAUCCAAAGGAGCAGGAAAACUCCAGUAUGAUCACUUCAAAGAUAUGAAUUGUAAUUUUCAUUUUUUUUUAUUUUAUUUUACGGAGACCCUAAGGGAACAUGGAGCAAAGAUUAAACAAAGUUUAGUUUCACGUGCGCACGUGAAACUAUCGCGUGGUCACGUGAAACUUUUGUGUGCGUACGUAAAACUUUUGCAAAAAUUCUGCACAUUGUGGUUUCAUGUGAGCACAUGAACCUAAACUUUAGAUUUUUUUUACUUCAAUGUCAUCUUGGGGGCUCUGUAUUAUUUAGUGUACCUCAAAGGUAAUUUCAUUUGUGAAUCAUUCAUAUUUGCCAAUCCAUCUACUCAGAUUUUUUUUUGACAAUAGCAGAAAUUAGAAAAACGAAUGUACAUAGAAAUCAAAUCAAGAUAAUCUGCAAGAUAAACUUUUGAUACCACUGAAUAUUUUCUUGAUUCAAUGAUGAAGAACAUUGAUUUUGUCGUAUUGUGUAAAAUGCAGAUUUAUUUAUUUCUAGGGUUUAUCGCUGAAAUAAUCGGGUACACCUACUGUACAUCCCCUUGUAAUUCAGUACAUUACGCUGUAUGUUUUAGACGAGUUGACUGUCUGUAUUACCAGCACGCGAUUUCAGUUCACUUUGUAAAUUCUUUGGUUUUAUUUGACAGUAUACUUUGCUUAAUCUUGCACAUCUUUAAAGUGUAAUUUAAUGUUGAAUUGUGUAUAUAAAUGUUUAAUUUCGUCUGUAAAUUGGGAAUGAUGUAAAGCGUAGGUGAGCGAGGAUUCAAUUUGUAAAGCAUAAAAAUGAGACAUAUCAUGGGUGUGAAAUUAUUCAAAUAUACAAAACGAUUAAAAAUGAAUGAAAUGGGGAAAUGCAGGUCAUCCUUAUAAUUUGUACAUUUUAAAAAUGGUGAUAUUUUUACUUCAUAUUGAUGAUGAUCAUGCUCGGUGUCAUUGAAGGAAUGGUUUAUAAUUAAUUACCCUGUUUAUUAAAUGAAAAUGAACUUC
Molecule: messenger RNA, 7147 nt
Organism: Misgurnus anguillicaudatus (oriental weatherfish)
Lineage: Eukaryota; Metazoa; Chordata; Actinopteri; Cypriniformes; Cobitidae
Source: RefSeq, a predicted model, not a curated record